Molecule: messenger RNA, 4057 nt
Organism: Ananas comosus (pineapple)
Lineage: Eukaryota; Viridiplantae; Streptophyta; Magnoliopsida; Poales; Bromeliaceae
Product: LRR receptor-like serine/threonine-protein kinase EFR
Exons: 2
Coding region: 320-3829 (1169 amino acids)
Biological process (GO): protein phosphorylation; hormone-mediated signaling pathway
Cellular component (GO): plasma membrane
Molecular function (GO): protein kinase activity; protein binding; ATP binding
Source: RefSeq, a predicted model, not a curated record
AAGGGAAUGCUAGAUCUAGCGAGUUACCGGCGAGUUUGACGAAUUAAAGAUACGACCUAGGCAAGAUCGAAAUAUCUGAAGCCGUGUUUUGCAAGUCAACGUAUAGUCCAGGCCUGUUACUUUCUCAGGUCGUCGCUUAGUUCGGUCAAAGUCUUGCACCUUAGUGUUAAUUAAUAACGGCACGAGUGUCAUCUCGCCGGGCAUGUGUGAUUCUUUUACUUCAAUUUGGUAUUAAUAUAUAUAUAUAUAUAUAUAUAUAUAUAGGCAGUGAGCUUAGUCCCUCGAUCGAACUAUAUUGUUGCCUUCAAACUCUCCUCUUAUGGCGUGUUGGUCCCUCAUUCUUUUGCUCCUGUCUGGAUUCUGCUUCCAGGCUAGCGCUACUAGGGCCGCGGCCGCCGGGAGCAAUGAGACGGAUCGCCUUGCCUUGCUGGCCUUCAAGGACGCACUUACACACGAUCCCCUCAGCUCCUUGAGCUCGUGGAAUGCAACGCUACCCUUUUGCCGAUGGGUCGGCGUCACGUGCAGUCGUCGGCACAGGCACAGCGAAAGGGUGACGGAGUUAGCCCUCGAAUCCAUGGGCCUUGCAGGUCCUAUAUCUCCUUCCAUCGGUAAUCUCACUUACCUCUCUAAAUUCCGUCUUCCGUACAACAACCUCAGCGGUGCUGUACCUCCUGAACUCGGGCAGUUGAGCAACCUACAGGUCCUCAACUUGAGCUUCAACGCCCUGGGGGGUUCCAUCCCUCCUAGCCUGGGCUCCUGUAGGGAGCUUCGUGACAUCGACCUGACCGACAAUAAGCUUGCAGGGAGCAUUCCCUUUGAGCUCGGCUCCUUGUCAGAGCUACGGGUGCUUAACUUAGGCUCCAACGAGCUCGCAGGACGCAUACCGCCUUGGUCAGGGGGUAAUAAUAAUAAUAAUAAUAAUAAUAGUCUUUCAUCUCUGCUCGAACUUGAUCUAUCCGACAACAAGCUCCAAGGGAAGGUACCUCCAUCACUGGGAGACAUUUCCUCUCUCACGUAUAUAGAUCUAUCGAGUAAUGGCCUAGUAGGUCCAGUACCGUCUUCCUUUGGAAACCUCUCCUCACUUCGAUUGAUCGUCCUCGCUAACAACAGCCUCGCCGGAGUAAUCACAGUUCAGCUAGAGCGACUGUUAAACUUGAAAUAUCUUGACCUAUCAACCAACAGCCUCACAGGGAAUAUUUCCCCUUUGGUGGGCAAACUUCAACUUCUCACAACCUUUGUUCUUUCGAGCAAUAAUUUUACGGGAAACAUUCCGCCGUCGCUAGGGGAGCUCACCUCUCUACAAUAUCUUGACCUUUCAAAUAAUAAUCUUGGUGGGCCAAUCCCCUCUACGUUCAAGAAUUUGUCAUCUCUUACUACUCUUUCUUUAUCAACCAACAAUCUUGUAGGACAGUUGCCAGAGGAUCUAAGCCGCCUCCAAAGUUUGCGGUAUUUUGGGGUGUCAAAGAAUAAACUAUCUGGUGUCAUUCCCCUUUCAAUCUACAAUAUAUCAUCUCUGCAAGAUCUCGAAUUAGCAUAUAACCAGUUUUCCGGCACACUUCCUCUCUACAUUGGCUACACUCUUCCUCAACUUCAAACAAUUAUCAUGGCCAACAACCAGCUUGAAGGGCCCAUUCCUAUCUCGUUGGCUAAUGCGUCGGGGCUUGUGCAGAUCGAUCUUAGUAGCAACAAGUUUAGCGGACGAAUUCCUGCAAAUAUCGGCAGCCUACAACAGCUCUCUUGGCUAGGCUUGGAGAAUAACACGCUUGAAGCAAAGGAAGCGAGUGAUUGGAAUUUUCUCUCUUCCCUAACUAACUGUACCAUGUUAGAAUUUCUCGGCCUAGGGGGAAAUGAACUUGCGGGCAAAUUACCAAGGGUGGUGGCUAAUUUGUCGACCCAACUCCAAACGUUAAGCAUGGGGCAGAAUCAAUUAACCGGAGUCAUUCCUCCCGAAAUAGAUAACUUGGUAAAUUUGAACACUUUGAUGUUUGAGCAAAAUCGCUUAAGUGGAAGAAUUCCUGAUUCUCUUGGGCGGCUCAUAAAGUUGGAAGCUUUGAUCCUAUUCAGCAACAAAUUUUCAGGGAAAAUUCCACAUUCGUUUGGUAAUUUCACCCAAAUGAAUGAGCUCUAUCUGCAAGGAAAUGAAUUGUUUGGGGAAAUACCCCCGAGUCUCAGCAACUAUAAGAAUUUGAAUAUCUUGGAUCUUUCUGAUAAUCGCCUCAGUGGAUCCAUCCCCAAAGAACUCCUCGAUCUUUCUUCCUUAUCUGACUAUCUUAACUUGUCAAAUAAUUUUUUGAGUGGGCCGCUACCAUCAGAAGUGGGUAGCCUGAGCAACCUUGGAGUCUUGGAUAUCUCCAAUAACAAUUUGUCAGCCAGAAUCCCUGAGACAAUAGGAUCUUGCCAGAUUCUAGAAUACCUCAGUUUGGAGAACAACUUCUUCGAAGGGCCCAUCCCUACAACAUUAAAAAACUUACGAGGCCUGAAAGUAUUAGACCUUUCACAUAAUAACCUGUCCGGCCCAUUUCCUAAUUUUCUUGCAGACUUGCUCUAUCUGCAAAAUCUAAAUCUUUCGUUUAAUGAUUUCGACGGUGAAGUACUAGAAGAGGGAGUCUUUAAGAAUGCUAGCGUGGUUUCAGUAAUUGGAAAUAAUCAUCUCUGUGGGGGUGUUGUUAAUUUGCAUUUGCCUCCAUGCGCAGUUCAAAUUCCAAAGAAGGAUCGUGGUGUUGUUAUAAAAGUAACCGUUCCGGUUGUUUGUGGAAUUCUUUUGUUCAGCCUGCUUCUCGUCACUUAUUUCCUGACUAGAAAAAUGAAGAACAAGCACCUAGUAACGGCAAAUCUAGGAAACCAUAUGAAAGUUUCUUAUGCAGAGUUGCUGAAGGCAACUGAUGGGUUUUCUUUCAACAAUUUGAUUGGCGUGGGAUCAUAUGGUUCUGUAUUUAAAGGGGUACUGACUGAUGGAAGAACUGUUGUAGCUGUCAAAGUGCUAAAUCUCCAAAAGCAAGAAGCCUUCAAGACUUUCAUGGCAGAGUGUGAAACUUUGAGAAACAUUCGACAUCGCAACCUUGUCAAGAUCGUGACAACUUGUGCUAGUGUAGACUCCUGGAAUAAUGAUUUUAGAGCUUUGGUCUUGGAAUAUAUGCCAAAUGGGAGUCUAGAAAAUUGGUUGCAUCCAGAACCAAAUGCAAAGGCUUACUCAAGGAGAUUAAGUCUUGUUGAAAGACUAAACAUUGUAAUUGAUGUGGCCACUGCACUGAAUUAUCUUCACAGUGAAUGCGAGAUACCAAUUGUCCAUUGUGACCUAAAGCCGAGCAAUGUACUUCUUGACGAAAACUUUACGGCCCAUGUGGGGGAUUUUGGCCUAGCGAGGUUCCUUCCAAAAAGCAAUAACAAUGCUCAUAGAGAUCCGUCAAGUUCGAUUGCGAUAAAGGGGUCCAUCGGAUACGUCGCUCCUGAAUAUGGGAUGGGAGGCCAUGUGUCCACUCAAGGCGAUGUUUACAGCUUUGGUAUCUUGCUGCUAGAGUUGUUUACAGGGAGGAGACCUACGGAUAACAUGUUUAAGGAUGGUCUUACUCUUCAAAUAUGUAUCGAGGAGGCAAUCACGAAAGGAACUAAAGUUAUUCUGCUCGUAGAUCCAGCUCUUUUUUCGGAAGUAAGAGAGCAAAUCGUACUUGGUGUGCAAAAUGGAAGCAAAGAAAGUGAGAGGACAGAAUUAUGCUUAAUUUCCGUUCUCAAAGUUGGUCUGUCAUGUGUAAAGGAGCAGCCGAGAGACCGUAUGACGAUGAAGGAUGUGGUAUCUCAACUGCUCGCAAUUAGGGAAUUGCUUCUAUCGUGAAUUCAGCUCUUGGUUAAGGUGAAUAGAUAUUUCUCCAGAUCUUCGAUAGUGUGCUAUUUGCUGAAGUCAAUUUACAUACUUCUUUAGCUAAUAUAUCAACUUUGGUGUUCGGUGUUGCCUUGGUUGUUGUUGGAAGCGGAAAAGAGACCACUCGUAAAUUGCAUUAAUACUUCACUGUAUGUUCUUACAAGUAGUACUUGAAUAACAUUUUAUGAGUUUUUUUUUAAA